AUGAACAACAAUUCAAAGAAUUCAUCUCACUUGUUGGAACCAUUCAAAGUCAUUGGUCUGGUUACGAAUCAUGUUGUACCAGCUAUUAGCUUUCAGUCAUCAAACGGUUCUGCUAUUGAUUCGGAUUUAAUAGAUGAUGCUUUAAUUUAUUCUGCUAUUGGAAAUACAUUUUAUGCAUACGGGGUAAAAUCACUUAUUCAUAUUGAUAUUGGUCCACAAUUACCAGCACCAAUUUGUAAUAUGCUCGUUGAAAGACAAUCUACACUAACAACACAUAGUACCUCUCAUCCAACUCAACGUGAUAUUCUCUUUGUUGCUUGUGAAGAACACUCAAAGAUUUAUGUUUUACGUGGUGCUAGGGAAUUGAUAACCAUUAUUGAUACAUCAAAGGAUAUGACAAUUAAGAGUGGUAAAAUAAUACAAUUACUUAAAAUUGGACAAUAUUUAUUAGUAUGCUUUGAACAUGCUAUUGCAAUUUAUGAUACAUUCCAAAUUGAAGAUCCUUUUGUUACUUUAUGUGAAUUGCCAAAGGAUAGUACAUUGACUUGUGCUAUUCACUUGCAAACAUAUUUGGAUAAAUUAAUAAUAGGAACAAAAGAAGGUCAUUUCAUUUUGUACAAUUUUAGAGUUGGAAAGGAAAUUUAUCGUUUUUCGAAACAUUUAAAUACCUUUUUGAAGGAAAAAAAGAAGAUUAAUGAGGAAGAAGAUUUAUUACACUCAUUGUUAAAUACACAAAAUACUGAUUCAAAGGAUGAUACUGUAAAUGUUAGUGUUACAUGCAUCAAGGCAUCUCCUGCUUUGGAUGUUAUUGCUGUAGGAUUGUCAUCAGGUCACACAAUGUUGUAUCAUGUUAAAUAUGAUCACAUCAUUAAUGUUUUUAAACAAACUGGACCUGUUAGUGCCAUUUCAUUCAGAACAACCUCUCCAACAGUCAGAGAAGAACAACUCUUCAGUCAAACAGUCAAUUCUGAAGAUUCACUGGCAACAGGUAAUCACACUGGUGAAAUUUCAAUCUUUGAUUUGAAUAAUAAUCAACUCAUUCACAGAAUUAAGAAGAAUGACAGACAUACAGGUCCAAUCACUUGUUGUGAAUUCUUACCAGGAGAACCAUUCAUGAUCACUGCUUCCGCUGACAAUGUAAUGUGUACAGUUGUUUUUGAUCGUGUUGACAAACCUCGUGAAGUUGUCUGUAGAAUGGGACACAAAAAGGCACCAAAGAUUAUCAGAUUCUACGAUCCAAUGGGUAAUUACAUUGUUACUGGUGGUGUUGAUGGUCAAAUCAGAGUAACUUCCCUUAUUGAUCCAAAAGAAACAAGACAAAUUUCACAAGCUGAAAAUUCUCACUUGUGGAAACAAGCCAAUAAGAACCAAUCUCAAAUCGAUAUUAUGCCUGCAGUAACAGAUAUGGAUAUUUGUUAUUUGAGACAAGACGACUGGAACAAUCUUGCUUGUUGUCAUUCCAACUUGAACCGUGUGACGUUGUGGAACAUUAAAUAUCUCAGAUCUGAUAACCAAACUCUCUACAAGCCUGAACUCAAAUUUGGUAUUCCUCAAUCAGUGGCACUCUCUAUUUGUGGUAAUUUUUCAGUAGUUGGUACAAACAAGGGAUAUUUGGAAAAGUGGAUUGUCCAAUCUAAGAAUAUGAAACACUUGUAUACAACAAAUGAUAUCAAGAAGGAGUCUGAAGUUGAAAUUAGAAAGGUUUAUGAUUUCAAGGGAAGACAAAAGAAGUUGAAAAAUUAUGUUACCAAGUUGGAAAAUGUUGCUCACAACUCUUCCAUCAACUCUGUUAUCAUUGAUAAUACUAACACUAAGGUAUGCAGUGGUGGACAUGAUGGACUUCUCAAGAUUUGGAGAUUUGAUGCCGAAAAGGUUGAAAAUGUCAAGGACCAAUUAAUUGCUAGUUUUGAUUUGAAAUCACCAAUUUUAAAGAUGGUCAAGAGUAAGAACUCUGCCUCUGCAAAUUUUGUAUCUGUUGCAACUGAAAACUUUAAGAUCCAUGUGUUCGAUUUAAAUACUUGCAAAUUAAUUCGUACAUUCCACGGUCAUCAUGUCAAUAAGGUUAAUGACAUGUGCUUUACUCAUGAUAAUCGUUAUUUGGUUUCAUGUGGUAUUGAUGGUUACAUACUCAUUUACGAUAUUUUAACAGGUCAAUUAAUUGAUUGGUUGCUUCUUCCAAAACCAGCAACCAGUUUAGAUUUCCAUCCUGAAGGCUUAUACUUGGUAACAACACACGUCGGAUCAGUAGGUGUUUGUAUCUGGGCUAAUAAGGCAAUUUUCGGUAAUGCCUUGUUACAAUCUGUUAAUGCUCCAAAACCUAUUGCUUUGCCAUUCAGUGGUGAUAGUAUGUUUGUUACUGAGCGAUCAACAGUUGAUGUCAAACUUCUUGAAAAUUCCACUGAAAAUUCAAAGAAGAAGAGAAAGAGAGCCAUGAAGAUUUUGUCCAAAGUCGACGAUUGGAUGAAACAGGAUGGAAGUGAUAGUGAUGAUAGUUUAUCUGAAGAUAGUGACGAAGAAGAAGAGGAUGUUAACAAUGUAAAGAAGGCUAACAAUGAUCAAACUUCUAUUUCAAUUCAAGAACCAGCCAACUUUAUCAAACUUUCUGGUUUGCCAAAGUACAAAUGGCAUUCUCUUACACAUUUGGACGAAUUAAGAAAGAGAAACAAACUUGAUGGUAAGAAGGGUACUCUUGAUUUGGAAGAAUUAGAUGUUUCAGGAGUUGCACCAUUCUUCAUUCCAACUGAACCAACCUUUGGUAAGAAUAUUAAAUUUGCCGAGAAGUCAACCGAGAGCAAGAUUUUACAAAACUCAUCUAACAAGAUGAAUAGAAAGGCCAUGUUAACAAAUCCACUCAUUGCCAACAUUAAGAAGGAUAAGGAUUCUAGCUCAAAUAGUUAUAUCAAUACCUUGAAAUAUAUCAAGGAGUCUAAUGUUAAACAUGUUGAUUUGGCUGUAAGAACACUCUCUGCCUUUAACCAAUACGAAGAGUACAAGUUGAUACUCGACUUUUUCUUGCACUAUUUGGAAGUAGAGUAUACAGAAUUUGAUUUGAUUCAAGCCAUGAUUAAUUUAUUCUUGCAAAUACAUGCCGAGAUCCUUGUGGAUGCCAUUAGAGAUGACGAUCAAAUCAGACAAUUUGUGGAUAGACUUUCAUCUGCAAACACCAAUUCUUUCAAAUCUCUCGAUGAUAUGAACAAGUAUAACCAAUGUAUGAUUGAUUAUAUGUCAUUUGGAGGAGUCUUCAUAUAAAAAAUUUAAAUCAUUUUACUGUC
Messenger RNA from Naegleria gruberi, 3272 nucleotides. RefSeq lists its product as uncharacterized. Gene Ontology annotation, cellular component: Pwp2p-containing subcomplex of 90S preribosome; small-subunit processome. Gene Ontology annotation, biological process: rRNA processing. Bases 1 to 3249 code for a protein of 1082 amino acids. Gene Ontology annotation, molecular function: protein binding. The record is from RefSeq and is a predicted model, not a curated record. NCBI's taxonomy places the organism in Eukaryota, Heterolobosea, Eutetramitea, Acrasida, Naegleriidae. The transcript has 2 exons.